AUGAAUACGAUUCGGUCCACCUGGGUAGGCUGGGGUGCUUUGUGCGUUGCUGGUGGCGGAGCCUACUACUUUGCUAAGAAGUCUAUCAACGCCGACCGUGCUACGCGAUUUGAAGCGGAAAUGAAACGCAAGUCGCAGAUGGCCGCUCUGGAAGCCCAGCAUCGACGUCAAUCCGGAUUGAACGAACCCUCUCCCACUCCCUCCGAUUCUCCGAGCCAGAAACGGGCCAACUUUUCGCAGUUCCAAAGUGGUACCGAUGAUGUCGCCUCCCCAAGCGCAGAGGCCAGCCGUGAUCCCGCCCCAACUCGUCACGAGCCCGAUUCCGAAGCAGAACGUGUGUCGCAAAAAGGGAAAUAUGAAGCUGCUCAGCCAUUCCGACCUCCUCGAGGCAAUCGAUUGAGUUAA
This is a messenger RNA of Aspergillus tanneri, 405 nucleotides long. RefSeq lists its product as uncharacterized. The transcript has 4 exons. Bases 1 to 405 code for a protein of 134 amino acids. Lineage: Eukaryota; Fungi; Ascomycota; Eurotiomycetes; Eurotiales; Aspergillaceae. The record is from RefSeq and is a predicted model, not a curated record.